Messenger RNA from Penicillium lagena, 1500 nucleotides. RefSeq names its product cytochrome P450. Gene Ontology annotation, molecular function: monooxygenase activity; heme binding; iron ion binding. The record is from RefSeq and is a predicted model, not a curated record. Bases 1 to 1500 code for a protein of 499 amino acids. NCBI's taxonomy places the organism in Eukaryota, Fungi, Ascomycota, Eurotiomycetes, Eurotiales, Aspergillaceae. The transcript has 2 exons.
AUGUUCCAUGUGCUCGCCGUCUCAGGAAUACUCUAUCUUCUCUGGACCUGCCUGUCAAUCAUUCGGACGCUAUAUCUUCACCCACUCCGGAAUUUGCCUGGUCCUCAUCUAUGGAUCGCCUUUCCCAUCCUUCGCUAUAUCUCUCUAGUCAGAGGACGGCUGGAUAUGGACAUGCGAGCCUUCCACAAUAAAUACGGGGAAGCCGUCCGGUUUGGACCCGACGAAGUCUCCUUCAUCACAGCUCAGGCGUGGAAGGACAUAUACGCCCAUGGCCAUGGCGACCGGCAAUUCCUGAAAGUCCUCCACUCAACAAGUAACCCGUCCGACAUCAUCAGCGCCAACAAUGCUGACCACAGCCGCUUCCGCCGUGCACUGUCCCACGCCUUCUCCGCCAAGGGCCUGCAGGCUCAAGAGCCGAUCCUCCGCAGCUACGUAGAUAAGCUGAUCCAGCGACUGGAGGAGAUCGCUGCGUCUCCCAACCCAGUAGCUAAUAUGGUCAAGUGGUACAAUCUGACUACAUUCGACCUGAUCGGAGACCUCGCCUUCGGAGAACCCUUCGGAGGCCUGGACUCGUCCGAGUACCACUACUGGGUGGCGAAUAUCUUCCAGGCAGUCCGAGGAAUAGCCUAUGUAAAGAUGCGCGAUGCCUACCCUCUACUUUCCCGUGCCUUAUCGCUCUUCCUUGCCCCGAAGUCUCUCCUGGAGGCCCGCAAAAGACAGAUUGAAUACAGCAAGUUCACCGUCCAGAAGCGCCUUCAAAGCACCCUCCAUCGUGGCCCCGCCGACUUCAUGGACAGCAUGUUACGCCACAGCGGCGACAAAGAAAAGGAGCUCACGGACAAAGAGAUGGAAGCUAAUGCCAAUAUCCUAAUCAUUGCGGGCAGCGAAACGACCGCCACACUACUGUCGGGUGUCACUUACUGGCUGCUGCGGACUCCCGACGCCUUGCACAAAGCUACACACGAAGUCCGCUCCUCCAUACCCUCCGACUCAGACAUCACUUUCCAGACUACCUCUCAGCUGCCAUACAUGCUCGCCUGCCUCAACGAGGCCUUGCGUGUCUACCCACCUGCACCUGGGGGACUCGAACGCAUAACAAUUCCCCCAAGUCCGGCUGAUAUCUCGGGAUACAUGAUCCCGCAUGGAACAAAAGUAUCCAUCCACCAAUCCGCUGCAUACUGCUCCCCUCUCAAUUUCCAUCGCCCCGAAGAAUUCCUCCCUGAGCGUUGGCUACCGUCCGCCGGGGAAGAUGCCUCGUCGCCCUUCUGCAACGACAAUCGAGAUGUGCUGCAGCCAUUCUCGAUCGGCCCGCGCAAUUGCAUCGGACGGAACUUGGCGAACGCCGAGAUGCGGAUGAUUCUGGCGCGUGUGCUAUGGAACUUUGAUCUGGAACUUUGCGCGGAGAGCAGUGAUUGGAAAGAGCAGCGGUCUUUUCUUCUGUGGGAGAAAGGGCCAUUGAUGUGUGUUCUUAAGAAGAGGAAAGGGACUGUGAGCGAUUAG